GAGACGAAUCAUGACCACUGCAAACUUUUCUGAGGAUUUUUGUCCCAAUAUUUUUGCGAAGAAUUCUAUCCAGGAGAAACUAGCGACCAUCCUGCUCCUCUUGGCCACUCUGACGUCCUCGCUGUACCUGCUACGAUGGAGCCUCACUCGAAUAAAGAAACAUUUCAUGGUAUCACUCCAACUCUCUCCCGAGGUCGAGCGACGCCGCGGUCGCGAUACGAGCAACGAAACCAUGUACGGCGCUUUUCUCCAAUGGGUCGCGAAAAACCCGAACUGUGCAGAACUCCAAAGUCACAUAUUGCUUACUAGGCAAGUCCCGUUACCUGAAAAUCCUGCCGAACCUGGGUUCAACACAGAUUUUGACUCUGACGCCCAUAUAGAUUUUCAAACCUCCUCCAACAAUUGGAGAUACCGUUUCGCCACCACGGUCGGACUCGAUUCGCCGAGUUCUUUCCUUUAUAAAAACGUGCGGAUCGAAAUUACCCGCCAAUUCCAAUCAUUUAAUAACGAGCUUGUGAUACUCUCCACGUUUUCCUGGAAUCGUGCCUUACUCCUGGAAAUUAUCCAGGAAUGCCGCCCCCUCCCAAAAAAGGAUGACACCUCUAAACAAAUAAUUUACCAGUAAUUCUCCAGGAUAAGAUCUUACCCGGUCUUCUUCAAGAUAUCAGAAAUUUUUUGAAAAUGGAGAACUGGUACGUGGAGAAGGGUAUACCCUACCGGAGGGGGUAUUUGCUCCACGGUCCUCCCGGGUGUGGCAAGUCCUCCCUCGUGAAAGCCAUCUCGGGCGAGUUGGGCUACAACAUUUGCGUCGUCUCCCUCUCCCAGAGGCUCACGGAUGAUACGGUUACAGAAUUGUUGAACCGGGCGCCGGAAAAGUCGGUCAUUUUGUUGGAAGAUAUCGACGCAGCGUUUGGCAGUAGGGAGGAGAAAGAAGAAUGACAGAAGAUUUGGGUGAAAGUGGGGGGCCGAAGUCGAGUCCUGCGUUUUACGGGCAUCCCCACUCUUUCCUCACUUUUAGAGGGCUGCUCAACGCGCUGGACGGCGUGGCUUCGUCGGACGAUGGGCAGAUCGUGUUUCUCACGACGAACUAUCCGGAACGGUUGGAUCCUGCGUUGAUCCGACCCGGGCGGGUGGAUCUUAAGGUUCGGAUCGAUUACCCGGAUGAUGCCCAGAUUGGAGGAAUGUUUGACAAGUUUUAUAAUGCAAAUGAUGUGAAGUGGGAGGGGGUGAGGGAGAAAUUUAUCCAGGUUGUGAGGGGGGUCAAGGUCAAAGUUUCACUCGCCAUGAUUCAAGGUUUGCUCUUCUGGUAUCGGGAUGAUCCUCGAGAAGCGUUGGAAAAAGCGGAGGAAUAUUUUGAAGAACAGUUUGGAAAUGUGAAAUCUUCUUGAAUGGGAUUAAUCCAUAAUUUGAAAAAUUGAUUUUGAUUAAUUAUGACAUUUUUUUGGCUCUAUUUGUGAAUUUUUGACAAAUGAUCACCAAAUUUUUAUUUGCAUUCGUAUUAAUACAGUUUGUCUUCUGUGAUUAAAUAUAUUAAUUUUUUGCUGUUUCAGGCAUAUUAAAUUUAAAUAUGUCGGCAUACACACUGUCGGCUUACUAAUGUAGGGAUAGGGUUAAUAUUGACUAAAAUGCAGAAUUUUAUUACACAAUAAAGAAACAAAAAAAAUAUGUAUCCAUUA
Molecule: messenger RNA, 1676 nt
Organism: Folsomia candida
Lineage: Eukaryota; Metazoa; Arthropoda; Collembola; Entomobryomorpha; Isotomidae
Product: mitochondrial chaperone BCS1-like
Exons: 4
Coding region: 936-1388 (150 amino acids)
Molecular function (GO): ATP binding; ATP hydrolysis activity
Source: RefSeq, a predicted model, not a curated record